This is a messenger RNA of Phyllotreta striolata, 2011 nucleotides long. NCBI's taxonomy places the organism in Eukaryota, Metazoa, Arthropoda, Insecta, Coleoptera, Chrysomelidae. The record is from the annotation of a GenBank genome assembly.
GUCGCAUUCGGGACCUGUUGCUAGGCCGUCGGCUCGUUUUAUUUUCGAAAAUUCGACCCGGAAAUGCCGGCACGCCGCAAGCGCGCCGCCUUUGAUCGAUAAACGUCCUCGAUUAGCGCCCUAAGCGAACCUGCCCCGGCAGUCCGGGAUCCAUUGGCAUCGCGAACCAACAUGCACGGGCUACGCGGACCGGCCGCUCUCAUCCGCGCUGGCUAAACUCCCGAAAUAUUCCAAAUAACAAAUAAAUAAAGCAGCGAAAAUUCAAUCGAAAAUGCCGGCGGCGGAGGACGCGCCGGAUUUCUUCGAAUACGCGAAACUGCAGGAGAUGAGGGACCGGGCCAGAUCCAGAGCGGGCGCCUUUGAUGGACUCUCCUUGCCCAAGGACCACUACAACUUGGUCUACGUAGCUUUCAUCCUGGGCGGCAUCGGAUGCCUCAUUCCCUAUAACAGCUUCAUCAUGGCUUCGGAUUAUUUCAAGACCAAGUUUCCCGAAUCGCCGGUGGUCUUUGACAUGUCACUGGUGUACAUAAUCACUGCGCUUAUAACGGUACUGGGUAAUAAUCUGCUGGUCGAUGUCUUCUCGGUGAAUGUAAGAAUCAAAUUCGGUUACUUCAUAUCAUUUCUAACGCUGUGUUUCGUGGUUACGUUGGAAGUAUACGCAGAAUUAGCGCUGAAAGUGACCUCCUCGUAUACAACAAAUUUGGUUGCGGUAGCUAUCAUAGCAAUAGGAUGCACAAUCCAACAGUCCAGUUUCUACGGAUACACCAGCAUGCUACCCCCCAAAUACAUCCACGCCGUCAUGGUGGGCGAAAGCCUAGCCGGCGUCCUGACGUCCUUCUCCCGCAUAGCCACCCGCUUCUUCAUCAAAGACCUGCGCAUCAGCACCACCGUCUUCUUCAUGAUCUCCCAAUUCGUGCUGGUGCUCUGCUGCCUGCUCUACCCGCGCAUCCGCAUGUCCGACUUCAUCCAAUUCUACGUGGGACGGUGCAAGAAGAGCAAAACCAAAAUCACGCUGGAACCUCGCGAGGAAGCCUCUUUGGUGGAAAUCUUCGAUUCCCGGUACGGUGUAUUGAAGAUCCAGACCAGCCCGCCGGCGACCUCGAACGCCCUGAGUUUCGCCAAUCCCAUGUACGAGCCCAACGGGCCGAGCGCGAGGCAAACGUACAAAGUGGAAGACGUGCUGUACGUGGGCAGGAGGACCGCCGGAGGCAGCAGUAGAUUGAAUUUCCCCGCUCUGAAAGAAAACUUGCGAACCAGAUGGAACAUCACCAGGCGGAUUUACCCUUACAUGGUGUCCAUUUUUCUGGUGUACUUCACCACGUUGUGCUUGUACCCCGGCAUAUCGUCGGAGAUACACAGCUGCUACAUGGGCCAUUGGAUGCCUAUGUUGAUGAUGAUAGAUUUCAACAGCGCGGACACCAUAGGCAAAAUCGUGACGUUUUCGUUCAACUGGACCGGCUCCAGGCUGUUGAAAUUGUCGUUGAUCAGGAUGCUGCUGAUUCCGGCGAUGUUGCUGUCCAUCUUGCCGCCCUGGCACGUCGGCUUUCCCAGGAGCGACAUGCUCUCCUUCGCCUACUCCAUCGUUUUGGGGCUGAGCAACGGCCUGAUGGGCAGCAUCCCCAUGAUACGGGCGCCGUCGAUGUUGACCUGGGACCAGCGAGAAUUGGCCGGUAACAUGAUGACUUUGUUCUACAUGUGGGGCCUCGCUACCGGGUCGUUGGGGGCGUAUUGCAUCGAGAAAUCAAUCAGGCCCUUCAAAGCCGAGGAAUAUUGCAAUAACUACAAAUACACGAGAGUUGAUGCGAUGAAGCCGUAUCGAAAUUUUACCACCGAUGCCACUACUUUAUCGACUACUCCGUCUACAAUCAUAACGACGAUUUUAUCAUCUUUGGUGAUGACGAAUUACACGGAAUCGACGUAAAAAAAUCCAGUAAUAAAUUGUACUAUACAUAGAUGAAUUUUAUAUGUUACACCCGUUAAAAUGUAUCUACCCAAUAAAUAUAUUAAACAC